Molecule: messenger RNA, 1564 nt
Organism: Colossoma macropomum (tambaqui)
Lineage: Eukaryota; Metazoa; Chordata; Actinopteri; Characiformes; Serrasalmidae
Product: zona pellucida-like domain-containing protein 1
Exons: 10
Coding region: 419-1564 (381 amino acids)
Cellular component (GO): cell surface
Source: RefSeq, a predicted model, not a curated record
ACCAAAAAAUCUGCAAGGAACGUGGGUUUGGAUUGCAUCGCGUGGCAGUGUGAGGCCUGUCCUGCACAAAAGGAAAAGUGCCCAUGAAGGUGCCACAAGAUUGAGACACAGGCAAAGAGGAGUAAAACAAGCCAGAACGAAGAUCUGAACAAACAGAACUGAAUGGAAUGGAGAAAUCAUAGUGCUGGCAAUUGAAUGGACUUGUAAAGGCAUCAGUGAAAUAUCUCAGGUUCAACAGGACACGGUCUGUGACAGAGGAUAUCACUGGGAGGUUUCAUGUUGCUUUCGUCUUUGUGACAUUCCUUCUCACACCCUUCCCCUCAAAAGGAGGCCCACAUAAAUAGAGGGCACAAUGAAUGAGAAAGAAAUCGGCCUUAGAGGAAGGUGAGGACUAACGCCUGUCCAUCUGACAAGGAUAAUGUGGCGUAUGUCGCUCAUGUGUGUGAUCACCUUGAUCGGUUGCUGCUCGGCUCAGACAGACUACAUUACAUGUAGGCUCCACUCUACUUUCAGACAAGCAGACAACUCAGACAUCACAGUGACAUGUGGAGCUAAUUACAUAUAUCUCAGCAUCCUGCUCUGUCCAAUCUACUAUGGAGGCUACAACGAAUCCCUCGUAGCCCUCAAUGGAAGAUUUAACAUUUCAGCCUGCCGUGGAAUGGCGGAUUUUGGAGCCAGCACCCCUGUCCUCAAUUUCAACAUAUCAAUCUUCCAAGAGACAAUGUCUCUCUGUGGCAACUCCCUAGUGAUUGUAGACCAAGUGGACACGGGUCAGCUGUCUGCUUUUUCCAGAGUCCAGUUUGUCAACAUUUCUGGAAGUGUCAUUUCUCAAGAUCCUGGCAGCAAUCCCAUCACCUACUACCAGGAGCUGCAGUAUCAGUUCUCCUGCCCCUACCCGCUGCAGUAUUUGGUCAACAACACUGAAGUAAGCGUGUCUAGGAUGAGUCUGGCUGUUAGAGGGAACAGAGGAAGCUUUAUCAGCACACUGAGCAUGAAUCUCUUCACUAACCAGGAAUACACGCAGCCUCUCCAGAUACCAGACGGUGGGCUGCAGUUGAAAACUCGAAUUUAUGUCCAGGUCAAGGCAAAUAAUCUAACCAACAGGUUCAAUGUGUUGCUCGAUCGCUGCUAUGCAACAACCAACCCAAAUCCAAUAAACAGCACUUACUAUGAUCUUUUUGUUGGGUGCAACCGUGAUAGGCAGACAGUGGUGGACCUGAACGGAGUAUCCCAAGAAGCUCGUUUCUCUUUCGAGGCCUUCCGCUUCAUAGAGCACCAGAACAAGACCGUUUCCACCUUCUACCUGCACUGCAUCACACGACUCUGUGAGAAUUCCAUGUGUUCCUCCAUGCUUCCGAACUGUGUGAAGAAAGUGAGAAGGGGGAUUCAGGUCAAUCAGUAUUCUAGCGAAACUGUUUCCUCAGGACCCAUUAAGACGAAAGUGGACAGCGGUAAGAAUUACAUUGAGACAUACGCUGCCCAUCAGAAUUUGGGAACAUUUUGCCUUCUUUUGACAUUUUUUUUAAUAAUGUUGGAUUUUCACUGUUACUUUUUAAGUAAGUAA